GUCCCGCAGACAGAGCCACAGCCGCAGUCGCCUUCUCAGACUCGCCGUAGUCGGGUUCCGCCGCCGCUACCAUGCCCCGCGGAAGCCGCAGCGCGGCCGCCCGGCCCGCCAGCCGCACCGCUGCACCCUCCGCCCACCCGCCAGCUCACCCACCGCCCUCGGCUGCGGCUCCAGCCCCUGUCCCGGGGAGCCAGCCGGGUCUCAUGGCGCAGAUGGCGUCCACGGCCGCGGGGGUAGCCGUGGGCUCGGCUGUGGGACACGUCGUGGGCAGCGCCCUGACUGGAGCCUUCAGCGGGGGGAGCUCAGAACCAGCUCAAUCAGCCCCUCAGCAGGUCCCAGCCCGUGCUGGCCCCCAGCCCCUGGGGCCCUGCGCUUAUGAGAUCAGGCAAUUCCUGGACUGUUCAACCACUCAGAGAGACCUGUCCCUGUGUGAGGGCUUCAGUGAGGCCCUGAAGCAGUGCAAGUACAACCACGGUCUGAGCUCCCUGCCCUGAAGAGGAAGUGCAGACUCAUGGGCCAGCCCUGCACCUACCUGCACCCCCCUCACCGACAGCUGGACCACAACAUCAGAUUGUACCCAUGCAGAUGGGAUUGGGAGUGGAAGAGUUUUCUCACACCAUAGAUGACCCGAGACAAAAGCGUGCAAUUAAAAGAAUUUAUUUUAGACUGGAGCUUGAUA
Molecule: messenger RNA, 679 nt
Organism: Talpa occidentalis (Iberian mole)
Lineage: Eukaryota; Metazoa; Chordata; Mammalia; Eulipotyphla; Talpidae
Gene: CHCHD10
Product: coiled-coil-helix-coiled-coil-helix domain containing 10
Exons: 4
Coding region: 72-494 (140 amino acids)
Biological process (GO): mitochondrion organization
Cellular component (GO): nucleus; mitochondrion
Source: RefSeq, a predicted model, not a curated record